Molecule: messenger RNA, 2016 nt
Organism: Aspergillus caelatus
Lineage: Eukaryota; Fungi; Ascomycota; Eurotiomycetes; Eurotiales; Aspergillaceae
Gene: met2
Product: homoserine O-acetyltransferase
Exons: 3
Coding region: 87-1571 (494 amino acids)
Biological process (GO): L-homoserine metabolic process
Molecular function (GO): homoserine O-acetyltransferase activity
Source: RefSeq, a predicted model, not a curated record
GUCACAAAUUUCUUUAUUUCAAUCCGCAAACAUUUCUUUUUGUUUGAUCCUAAUUGUGUUCUUUUUCCUUGAACGUAUUGUUCAAAAUGGCCGCUGAAUCGAACAGUGCGCCUGCACAACCCCAGAGACUCGACUCUCAACCUGAGAACCCUUUUUCAAACCUCAUCACGGAUCAGUUGUUUGUUUCGAUCCCCUCGUUCACCUUAGAAUCGGGCGUGACGUUGUACAAUGUCCCAGUGGCCUACACUACGCGGGGUCAACUGUCCGAGACCGGAGACAACGCCUUGGUGAUCUGCCACGCUCUGAGCGGUAGUGCGGAUGUCGCAGAUUGGUGGGGUCCACUUCUGGGUGGUCCCGGACAGGCCUUCGACACAUCUAGAUUUUUCGUGAUCUGCUUGAAUAGCUUGGGUAGCCCGUACGGAAGCGCCAGUGCCGUGACCUACAAGGAUGGAAAUCCCGAAAAGGGAUUGUAUGGGCCGGAGUUUCCACUUACUACAGUCCGUGAUGACGUGAGGCUCCACAAGGUCGUUCUGGAUUAUCUGGGUAUCCGACAGAUUGCUGCAGUUGUGGGCGGCUCCAUGGGCGGUAUGCUCACUUUGGAGUAUGCCUAUUUCGGUAAAGAUUAUGUACGAGCGAUUGUGCCGAUUGCCACCUCUCCGCGGCAUUCCGCAUGGUGCAUAAGUUGGGGAGAGGCCCAGCGCCAAAGCAUCUAUAGCGAUCCUAAGUACGAGGACGGCUAUUACUCUUUUGACGAUCCUCCUGCUACUGGUCUUGGUGCAGCUCGCAUGUCCGCUCUUCUCACUUACCGGAGCCGCAACUCGUUUGAAUCUCGAUUUGGGCGAAAUGUCCCGGACCCUACCAAGCAACAAAACAUCAAGGGCACUGAAAAGCUGCCUACACCCCCGAAUGAGCACUGGGCUAUUCAUAAUGAUGGGCACAAAGGCGGUCGUUCGACACCUAGUGGACGCAGCUCUCCUACCGCUCCCACACCGCAACAGACUGAAGUUCAGUACAUGGACCCCCAGUUCUCCGGAACCAAAACCUUCAGCAAAACCAUUGAUACCGAACUAAAGAGCGGUCAGAAGCGUCCGCCAACCUAUUUCUCCGCCCAGUCGUAUCUUCGUUACCAGGGAGAGAAAUUUGUGAAACGGUUCGAUGCUAACUGUUACAUUGCCAUCACACGCAAGCUGGACACUCAUGACGUGUCAAGGCAACGGGCUAGCCCAACAUCGAGUGAUCCAGUCCGUGAGGCCCUGUCGCAAAUCCAACAGCCAGCAUUGGUUUUGGGAAUUGAGAGUGACGGUCUAUUCACUUUUGAGGAGCAGAAAGAGAUUGCAGCCGGCAUUCCGGACUCACGUCUCAAACGAAUCGAAAGUCCUGAGGGCCACGAUGCCUUCCUCCUCCAGUUUGAGCAAGUCAACCGCUACAUUCUCGAGUUCUUCCGCGAAGUCUUGCCGGACAUCAUGUCCAAAGCUCCAGCUGACGGGGCUGUGGCAGUGGACGGGGUGAAUAAGCUAACCAAGAGCAGCACAUUCGGAGAGGCAGAGGUGGAAGAUAUCACCGCCUGGUAAAGCGAUAAGAAUGGUUUCCAAACUUGUUUGGCGCAUACGUUGCAGCCUUAUUUUUAUCGAUCGAUGCUCUCUGGGUUACUAGGGGUCACCGUACCUUCUCUCGUUUUAACAACCGAGAGAGAGGGUACGCCGCGGGCCCUCAUCCCGCUCGCAUCUAGUUUCCGGGGAAGUAGCGGUGCAGUCUUUGUUAUUAUCUUUCCUAGCCAGUCAGAGAGUUGAGCAUCCAACUGCCUCUCUCGUACCUCGAUAACAGGUAAGGCUGUAAAAGAAGCAUCCAACUGCUCUCCAUCAAUAGCCCUUUCCAAAGUGUUCCCCCUCAAUUAGGGGGUCCUUAGUAGGGUGGUGGGCGAUCUUUCAACAUAAUCAAUAGAUUUUCCAAUAGCAUAGUAGAUAGAUGUCAACCAUCAGUGCUAGAAAACAUGCGAAUUGAAUUAUUUGAUUUGGG